Molecule: messenger RNA, 1404 nt
Organism: Macrosiphum euphorbiae (potato aphid)
Lineage: Eukaryota; Metazoa; Arthropoda; Insecta; Hemiptera; Aphididae
Source: the annotation of a GenBank genome assembly
AUGGAUCAGAACGUAGAAGAAAUUCAACAGAAUUUAUUAAAAUUUGGUUGUUGUCGAGUAUGUGCAGUUAGACACUUAACAAAACCUUCUGCUAUUAAUGUUAAAACAUUAAUUGCUGCAUCAGAACAGGAUCAUGAUGAACCAAAACGUUUAAAAAAAAAUCCUUGUAUAGCAUGUUUGGGAUUAUUUCAAAAUCCACAAAAAGAUGAUAUUAUCAAUAAAAUAAUUUCUUAUCUAAAAACAUCUAAAUAUGAUUCGGAUACAUUUAAUUUAGCGUUUAAUUUACCCAUGUGUACUAUUAUUCGUGGGCAUUCAAUAGCAUUAUAUGUAUCAAAAUUGAGAAUAACAUUCAAUCCAACGUUUCCUACAGCAUUUGUUUGUGCCAAAGAUGCUUGGAAACUAAUGGCUGAGGACGCUAUCGUAAAAGCCACCGGUAAACGUUUUGAUGUACAUUCACCAUUACUAGUUACCGUAGGUUUUCAUUAUAAAGAUAUAAAAGACGAAUGUGAUUGUUUAAAUGCAAUUAUCAAAUUAAGCAACAAAAAUUUACAUAAUAUUUUAUCUCAGAUGGAUAACAAAGAUUUUGUUAGUCAAUAUGGUGAAAUGCCGUCAGUACCGGAAUCAGUAAUAGAAUUCAAAAGUGUAGAUGCUAGACAUGAAAGUGUAUAUAUUGCUGGUCGUUAUAAUAAGUGGUCUAGGACCCUUUCUCAAACACCUUGGAUUGUAGACCAAGAAAGAAGGCUAGAAAGUUCAGUUGAAGAAAUAAUAUCUGAUCCAAUAAAAAAACGUGCAUUAGCCGAUGAAUUCAAAUUUUCGGCAUCUGGUAGAGAAGACAUUGAUGUCAGAAUGUUAGGAAGAGGAAGGCCGUUUGCCAUCGAAUUAGUCAAUCCAAAACUAACUAAAUUCAGCUAUGAAGUAUUGAGGGAAAUUGAAAAUGAAAUAAACACUGAUCCACAAGUCACUGUAACACACUUACAAAAUGUUGUUAGAGACCAAUUAAAAGAGUUGAAAUCUGGCGAAGAAUUUAAAAUCAAAGUAUAUAAAGCUCUUUGUUAUGUUGAAGGAGAGUUACCAGAUAUGGAAAAACUCAAUAACUGUGCCCCUCUAGAAAUUUUACAGUACACACCAAUCCGAGUAUUGCAUAGAAGAGCUAAUAUGGUCAGGCCUAGAACUAUACACUCAAUGAAAGCUGUAGCAACCAAAGUCGGUACAGAUAAUGGUUGUUCAUUUUUCAAUGUGAUUUUGUCCACUCAGGCUGGUACAUAUGUAAAAGAAUUUGUCCAUGGAGACUUUGGACGUACAAAUCCUUGUCUCAGGACAGUUUUGGAAAACGAUACAGUUGAUAUAUUGGCUUUAGAUGUUUUGGAUAUUGAAAUUGAUUGGCCUACACCUGUAAAGUAUUAA